Messenger RNA from Hansenula anomala, 2265 nucleotides. RefSeq lists its product as uncharacterized. The transcript has a single exon. Gene Ontology annotation, molecular function: 5'-3' DNA helicase activity. NCBI's taxonomy places the organism in Eukaryota, Fungi, Ascomycota, Saccharomycetes, Phaffomycetales, Wickerhamomycetaceae. The record is from RefSeq and is a predicted model, not a curated record. The coding region runs from base 1 to 2265 and encodes 754 amino acids.
AUGCCAAAGAAAAAAACCCCAGACGGUGAAGUGAGAGAUCUUAUAUCGUAUAUAAAAGGGGAAAAAAGAAUGCAAACAGAUGAAUCGAGUGAAUACUAUGAAAGAGAGCACUUCGAAAGAGAAGAAGAUGAUUCACCAAAGUCAUACUUUAAAGAUGAAUUACCAAAUAACGAGUUUUUAGUAAAAGAGGACGGAAAUAUUGAAACAAUGGUGGAUUAUCAACGUUUUAUCAGUAAAUGUAUUUAUUAUGAGAUUGGGCUCGAUGGUCAUAUUGGUUCUAAUGCAAAGAUUGAAAAUGAAGAAGAAGGAAGAUUCUCGACGAAUGUUGUUAUUGAUGGACAAAUUAAAAAAGCUUUAGGGUUUAAUGGACGUCCUUUCGAAUCAACUAACCAAGCUUUCUUUUUAGUAACAGAUGGUGAAUUUAGAUGCUGUAAGAUCGAGAGUUAUGAUUUUGGUGAUGAUGUUUUGGAGGUCAAGGCUACAUUGUUUCCAUGGGAGGAAAGCUCAGCUUUCAAAGAAAUGGUGCAAAAUUAUCAAGGUUCAAAAUUUCGUAUUGUUCCUUGCCCAAACUCUCUUAAUGUUGCAAUAUUCCGUUUAAGAGAUCUUCCAUAUUCAAAAUUCCAAAAUUUGUUUCUUAGUAAACCGUUAGCAAUUAAAGAAGCUAGUGAUGAAGCACCAAAAGAGAAACCUUUAUUGGUUGAUCCAGCUUUCAAAAAUUUAAAUGAUUCACAACAACGGUUUAUUAAAAGUGCACUAUCGAAUCCGUUGACUGUGCUUAGGGGACCUCCAGGAACUGGUAAGACUGAAACCAUUUUCCAGUUCAUUAUAAACUAUCUUGAAAGGGCCAGAUCUAAUGAAUUAUUCGAGAGAUACGAGUUACCAAACGUGGCAGUCAAAGAGAAUGGGGUCAAAAAGAAGGAUUUAAAACCAAGAGUGUUAGUUGUUGCAGGGUCAAAUGUUGCAGUUGAUAAUAUUCUUGCCAAACUGAUUAAACUUAACAAAAUCGCACCAUUAAGAAUCCUAUCUUCUGCUCAAAAGGAUGGCUAUGAUAGAGAGAGUGAGUUUGGUCCCUAUUGCUUGCACAAUAUUGUCUUGAGUCAAUAUAUUGAAGAGAAUCCAGAUCAACUUGGUGUUGGAUUUUCAGGAGUUCAAGAUCCAGAAAAAUUUGCAGAUAAUUUGAUGGGUGAUUCAUCAAAUUGGAAAUUAGCAAAGAAGAGUCUGGAGGUUGUAUUGAAUGCAGAGGUUAUUUUAACAACAACAUAUAUUUCAGCUAGUGCUCUAUUGAAGAAAGUUAAUAUAGAUUGCAUAAUUAUGGAUGAAAGUUCUCAAGUUUCUGAAAUUGAUUCAAUUUUACCAUUAGCAAGGGAAGAAAUUAAAAAAGUUGUAUUGGUUGGUGAUGAGAAUCAAUUACAACCAUUUGCUGGGAACAGUGAUGCUACAAAAAGCUCUCUUUUUGACCAAAUAAUUCAAAGUGAAGAAACAUUUGGACAAUGGAUACAAAUGUUGGACACACAGUAUAGAAUGCAUCCAGCAAUUUCAGCAUUUUCUAUUGAAAAAAUUUAUGAGAAUAAGUUAAAAGAUGGUGUUGAUGCUAAUGAUCGUAUUCUUGAUAAUGGACCAGGUCCUUUAGUGUUUGUUGAUUAUUGGUCAAAGUAUCAAGUAAUACCAGAGUUAAAAGAAAUGAAAAAUGGAAAAUCAUUUCUGAACCGUGGAGAGGCUAAACUCAUUGUGGAAAUUAUUAAGAAAUUGAUGUACAGCACAUCAUUGAAGUUGAAUGAAAUCGGUAUUGUGACACCAUAUGCUGCACAGAAAGACCACAUUGCCCAUGUAUUGGGAAAGGACAGAUUGAUUAAUCCUAGAGGGGAUAGAGCGUUAGGUGAUUUUGCUAGUAGUGAAGGGUUCGUCAGAAAAAGAAAAGAAACAAUGAAAGUUGUUAACGGUAUUAUGAUUGGAUCGAUUGAUGUGUUCCAAGGUCAUGAAAAACCUGUCAUUAUUUUUUCAACUGUUCGUUCAAAUGAUGACGGUGAAACUGGGUUCUUGAAAAGUAAAAGAAGACUAAAUGUUGGUAUAACCAGGGCACAAUAUUCUUUAAUUAUGGUUGGUAACUACAAAUGUUUACAAGAUUCUGAUCCAUUUUUGGACGAUAUGCUUCGCCACUUCGAGACACGGGGAAGGAUAAUUGAAACUGAUGAAUUUCUGAAAGAGAAGUGGACGAAUGAUGGUGGUGAUACUACUGCUUCUAGUGCUGCAACUGGCAUUUCAUGA